Molecule: messenger RNA, 1249 nt
Organism: Hermetia illucens (black soldier fly)
Lineage: Eukaryota; Metazoa; Arthropoda; Insecta; Diptera; Stratiomyidae
Product: peritrophin-48-like
Exons: 2
Coding region: 1-1215 (404 amino acids)
Cellular component (GO): extracellular region
Molecular function (GO): chitin binding
Source: RefSeq, a predicted model, not a curated record
AUGGCGCUGAUCAUCAAGUUUAAUGAGCUCCAAGAGAUUACGCUCAGUAGAGAUAUGAGCAAAAAUACCCUCAAAAACGAUGAAAAGGGUAUUGGCGUGCAGGUUGACAAUCUUCCCGGUGGCCAAAGACUUCUCCUGUUGUGUCUGAUAUUAGCAAUUACUCGUACAUAUGCUGUAGACGAUGGAACAGGAGCUGAUACAGAUAAUCCUGGUGCAGAUGUAACUGAAGGUGGGGAUGAACAAAAUGGAGGUGGUGCAGGUGGAGAUGAUAAUCAAACUGGAGGUAGUGAAACUGGAGGUGGUGAAACUGGAGGAGCUGACGAAGGCUCAACUACAUCAGAUUACACCACAGAGUGCAGUCAACUUGGUGCAUACGCUCGUUUCAAAUACGAUGACGACUGUAAACAAUACGUUGAGUGUCAAGUCGACGGAACGGGAAAACUAACUCCUUGCCCUCUUGGUUUGGCUUACGAUCCUGACACAGAAAGUUGCACCUGGACGAGCGAUGUGGACGGUUGUAAACCUGGAGAAAGCGAUUCAAAUACGGCUGAUGAUUGCCCAAGCGAUGCAUCAUGUACAGGCACUGAAAUACUAGACCCUAUGCGCAAAAUAUGCACUCAACCUGGCACAAUUGUUUGUGAAAAGGGUGAAUCUAUGCCAAAAUGUUCCCUUAUUGAUACGUACAAAGGGCAUUUCAUAGCCGAUAAAGAGGAUUGUGCCAGCUAUUAUUACUGUUCUGACGACGAAAAACGUUAUAAAGGCUCUUGCACUGAAGGAUAUUACUUUGAUCCUGCAAGACAAAUGUGUGUAUACAAGAGCUCGCUGGCCCAAUGCAAGCCAAUCAAAACAUCAUCGUCGUCCACAUCAACCCCUACAGCAAUCGACUGGGACACCGUGUGCAAUGGAGUUAAAAGCAAGUUUAUCCCGGAUCCUAGGUUAUGCAAUGCCUACAUUUAUUGCAACGGUGAUGGGACUCCACGCCAAGACUUUUGCCCCACAGGAACGUACUUCAACAACGGAAGCUGCACUAAGACCAAACCCAGCUCAUGCACUUGCGAAAGCUUCUUGACAAGUGAUGCGACGAAAAAAUAUGAAGAAUAUGCUCCUGAUACUGACAAGAGCAAAUAUUACCUUUGUAAAAAUGGUGACCGUAUAUUAGAGGAUUGUGGUGCAAAUUCACACUACGACUUGAAGACCCAGAGCUGUACAUUUUAAAAAUUCUAAAAGAAUGUUAUUAAAUAAAUAAAAC